Messenger RNA from Meleagris gallopavo (turkey), 1521 nucleotides. The record is from RefSeq and is a predicted model, not a curated record. NCBI's taxonomy places the organism in Eukaryota, Metazoa, Chordata, Aves, Galliformes, Phasianidae.
CAGUGUGGGCCCCCCCCUUCCCCCCCGGGCCAGGAAGCGCUGCGGAAGAUCAUCACCACUUUGGCUGUAAAGAAUGAAGAGAUCCAGAACUUCAUCUACUCCCUCAAGCAGAUGCUGCAGAAUGUGGAGGACAAUUCUGCACGAGUGCAGGAGGACCUGGAGGGGGAGUUCCAGUCGCUGUAUGCGCUGCUGGACGAGCUGAAGGACAGCAUGCUGAUGAAAAUCAAGCAGGACCGCGCCAGCCGCACCUACGAGCUGCAGGCUCAGCUGGCGGCGUGUGCCAAAGCGCUGGAGAGCUCAGAGGAGCUGCUGGAAACGGCCAACCAGACCCUGGCGACGGCCAACAACCACGACUUCGCCCAGGCUGCCAAACAGAUCAAGGAUAGUGUGACGAUGGCUCCUGCCUUCCGCCUCUCGCUCAAGGCCAAGGUGAGCGACAACAUGAGCCACCUGAUGGUGGAUUUUGCCCAGGAGCGCCACCUGCUGCAAGCCCUCGCCUUCCUGCCAGUGCCGAGCACCCCUGAGAUCGACCUGACGGAGUCACUGGUAGCCGAUAACUGCGUGACGCUGUCCUGGCGGAUGCCUGAUGAGGACAGCAAGAUCGACCACUACGUGCUGGAGUACCGCAGGACCAACUUCGAGGGGCCGCCCCGAGCCAAGGAGGAGCAGCCCUGGAUGGUGGUGGAGGGCAUCAAGGGCACUGACUACACUCUGUCUGGGCUGAAAUUUGACAUGAAGUACAUGAAUUUCCGAGUGCGGGCGUGCAACAAAGCCGUGGCUGGGGAGUUCUCUGAGGCGGUCACUUUGGAGACGAGAGCGUUCAUGUUCCGGCUGGAUGCCAGCACGUGCCACCAGAACCUGCGCGUGGAGGACUUCAGCGUGGAGUGGGACGCCACGGGCGGAAAGGUGCAGGACGUGAAGACACGUGAGAAGGAUGGGAAGGGCAGGACUGCAUCGCCCGCCAACUCCCCCGCCAGGGCUGUGCAGUCACCCAAGCGGAUGUCGUUGGGCCGCGCUGGCAGGGAUCGCUUCACCGCCGAAUCCUACACGGUGUUGGGUGACACGUUGAUCGAUGGUGACGACCACUACUGGGAGGUGCGGUACGACCGUGACAGCAAAGCGUUCGGUGUUGGGGUGGCGUAUCGCAGCCUGGGCAAGUUUGAUCAGCUGGGCAAGACGUCGGCGUCGUGGUGCCUCCACCUCAACAACUGGCUGCAGGUCAGCUUCAGCGCCAAGCACGCCAACAAGGCCAAGGUGUUGGAUGUGCCCGUGCCCGACUGCAUCGGCGUCUACUGCAACUUCCAUGAAGGAUUCCUGUCCUUCUACAACGCCCGCACCAAGCAGCUGCUGCACACCUUCAAGGCACGCUUUGCGCAGCCGGUGCUGCCAGCCUUCAUGGUUUGGUGCGGCAGCUUCCACGUCUCCUCGGGCCUGCAGGUGCCCAGCGCUCUGUGGGGUUCCUUGGUUUGGGGGGGUCCCAGUCGCUUCGCUCCCAGCCCCCUGGGGGUCCCAAUCCCAUAA